UUCAAUAAUUGAGAAAAAAAUAGAAAAGAAAAGCUAAAAAUUACACAAAAAUAAACACAAAAUGUACGAAAAUCCAGAAUAAUUCACGCGAUCGGUAUUAUUUACCAGCAAAUCGCUUGUGUGAUAAGUGUUUUAAUUGUGAUUAAUAUUAAAAAUAAUAAUUGGUGUUUUUUAUUAAGUGUUGUAUUGCUUCGUCGGAUAAAAAAAAGAAAAUAAAUAUUUGUGAAAAGUGUAUGAAAAGGUGCGAAGAAAAAAGCUUGGAAACGACAAAGUGACGAAAAAAUGCUUGAAAAAUCCAAAUUUUAACUAAAAAAUAUUGAAAAAGAUUAAAAAAAGAAAAAAAUUGCACAAAAGACCAAGCAUACACACAACACACGUCGUUCACACAUACUUUUGAUUGGAUAAAGUUUCACAUACGAAACCAUCGACACAACACAGGAUUAUCUCAAAAAAUCGGUAAUUCACGGAAAAUCCCAAAUCAAAAGAUAAACCUGCGACGUGAACGAGCGAAUACGAGAGCGGCAGAAAAAUAUUACCGCAACACAUCGUACAAGUGCAAAAAGUGUCUCGUUUAUGCUUUAAAUGUGAAAUUUUUCUCGAUUUCCACGCAAGAACCUGCAAAUAUAUACAAAAAUUAUUGUUGUUGUUGUUGUUAGACACAACGCGAAGAUAUUUACUGACUGAGCACGACGACGACGACGACGUGAAAAUAGAAAAAAAGUAAGAAAAAAGGAGUAAAGUGUAUAAGCCUAGCUGAGAACUUUAUGGAAUCAAAUAAAAUAUUAAAUGUUCUCGUCAGUUCGCAUCAUAAAAUCUAGUCAAAAAAAAAACGUUUAAUUACGCAGUCAUUUACGGAAUAAAGUGAAUUAAAAUAAAUAAAAAGGGACAUUAAAUAAUUAACCCUUUUUUUAAAACGACACACAAAAGAGAGAAAAGAAAAUUACCAAGCGACACACAAAAAAAAAAAAAGUUUUUAGAAAAAUGUCACUUCAACCCUCAACGAAACGGAGAAAAGUUGUUCUCACAACGAAUUUCAUCACCUACAUUCUCGUCACACUACUCGGAUUAUGCAUUGGCGGGAAUUUGUGUGCCUGGCAGGAGAACAUCAGACCAAAACUAUAUGUUGAAUUAGGAUCCGAUAUCGUGGCGAAAUUCCAAGGGAAUGAAUCAACAAUCGAUCACUUUAAAUUAGUGCUACGUGAUGGCAAUAGUUUACUUGUAGGCGGAAGAAAUGUCGUUUACAACCUCACACUAUCCGACUUGCAGGAACAACAACGUCUCGUUUGGUAUUCGCCGGAGGAAGACGUUAAAAUGUGUGAAAUGAAGGGAAAAGAUGAGAGUUCCUGCCAGAAUUACAUUCGAGUGCUUGUGACGCCGACGCCUGGUCGAUUGAUGGUUUGCGGGACAAACUCGUUUCGACCCAUGUGCCAUACGUACGAGAUCACAGCAACAAAUUACACGCGAGUGCUCGAGAAGCCAGGACAAGCGCUGUGCCCGUACGAUCCGCAUCACAACUCGACUGCCGUCUUUGUGGAUAACGAAUUGUAUUCCGGAACAGUUGCUGAUUUUAGCGGAAGUGAUCCGAUUAUCUACCGGGAGCCGCUUCAAACGGAGCAAUAUGAUAGUUUGAGUUUGAAUGCGCCCAAUUUCGUCGGUUCCUUCAAUCAAGGGGACUUUGUGUAUUUCUUCUUCCGCGAAACAGCUGUCGAGUUCAUUAAUUGCGGAAAGUCUGUCUUCAGUCGCGUCGCACGUGUUUGCAAAUGGGAUAAAGGAGGUCCCCACAGAUUCCGUAAUCGUUGGACAUCAUUCCUCAAAUCUCGUUUAAAUUGCUCCAUGCCGGGCGAUUUUCCCUUUUACUUUGACGAAAUACAAUCGACAAGCGAUUUGGUUGACGGCAAAUACGGCAGCGAUAGCAGCACAAAAUUAAUCUAUGGCAUUUUCACGACGCCAACUAACGCAAUUGGCGGUUCUGCGGUAUGCGCGUUCUCGUUGCAAGACAUCGCCGAUACGUUCGAGGGUAAUUUCAAGGAGCAAGGAAGCAUAACGUCAAAUUGGCUGCCGGUAAAAAGUGAAAAGGUGCCUGAACCACGCCCUGGAUUGUGUCAUAAUGAUUCACGUACGUUGCCGGAUCAAACGCUCAACUUUAUCAAAACGCACGCUUUGAUGGAUGAAACGGUUCCUGCGUUCUUUGGACAACCCAUUUUGACGAGAAUUAGCAGCAUUUAUCGUUUUACCCAAAUUGCGGUUGAUCCACAAAUUCAAACGCCCGGAGGAAAAACUUACGAUGUCAUUUUCGUUGGAACAGAUCACGGCAAAAUAAUUAAAGCAGUGAAUGCUGAAUCAGCUGACACAAGUAAAAAAGUUUCUUCCGUCAUUAUCGAAGAAUUAGAUGUUUUGAACAAACAUGAACCAAUUCGCAACUUACAAAUCGUUCGCAGCACAGAAAUUAAUGCCGACGGAAGCCCAACAGAAGACGAAGGCAAACUCAUUAUUGUCACCGAUAGUCAAGUGCUUGCCAUCAAAUUGCAUCGCUGUAACAACGAACGGAUCACAAGUUGCUCCGAAUGCGUCGCCCUUCAAGAUCCGUAUUGCGCUUGGGACAAAAUCAACGGAAAAUGCAAGUCAUACGGAGCUCCGCGAUGGAACGAUGAUUCCGUUUUCUACCAAAACGUUGCAACGGGACAACAUGCCGCUUGUCCUUCGGGCAGAGUAUCGUCAAAAGACGCAAAUGCGGGCGAACAAAAGGGAUAUCGCGGCGAUGGCGACUUCGAUGGGCGUCGUCAUGGCGAUCAAAAUAGCGGAGAAGUGAUAAAUAUCAUGCACGAAAAUAAUUUCAAUGGAAACGGGCCUCAUAUCUCGCCGGAAAUCAUUAAUGCGCUCUAUUCGGUUGAAACUCUCGUGAUUGCUGUACUCUCUGGCGUGACAUUUGCAUUAUUAGUUGGCUUCAUAGCUGGUUAUUUGUGCGGAAGGCGUUGUCACAAAGACGAAGAUGAUAAUUUGCCGUAUCCUGACACGGAGUACGAGUAUUUUGAACAACGACAAAAUGUGAAUCGUAAUUUUAGUAUACAAGCUGAACCAAAAUUGCUACCUCAAGUCGAAGAAGUGACGUAUGCCGAGCCAGUUUUAUUACCGAGUGCCCCGAGUCAAAGCAAAAUGCAACAUUCGCCGAAAAAUACGUUGCGCAAACCGAUGGUUGGUCAUCCGCAGCAUCAUGGUGCCAAUUCCGAGACAUUAUUCCAAUUCCAACAACCCGAUGGGUACACGCAACGCGAUGCCUAUCGAGGUAGAGAUAAUUUCGGAACUCUCAGAUCACAUCAAUCCUUACAACAAGGAGACAAUUACCGCGGAGGAAGAGACGGCUUUUCAACAACACGGAGCGUAAAGAAAGGUCUCAACACAACAACUUCCAACAACACCAACCAGCGCAACAUCAAUAAUCGCAGUCUUGGUCGAAUGAGAAGGCAGCCGCCCCGACAUGGCGUAGCAGGACUAAAUCGUCCCGAAAGUCCUCUACAACAUCAACAUCAACAAAUACAAGCUCCAUCGCAAAAUCAUCUCCAUCAUCUCAGUAAUGCACCAUCUGGAUCUGGUUCUUCCCCCUCUGUCAUGUCUAACUGUAGCAGCUCUCCGGCGCCUCCAUCAAGUAGUCCCAGCCCUCAAGAAAGUCCUCAAAAGAAUUGCAGCUAUAUUUAUCGCGACUGAUUA
Messenger RNA from Culicoides brevitarsis, 3705 nucleotides. It is a transcript of the gene Sema1a, whose product is annotated as semaphorin-1A. The record is from RefSeq and is a predicted model, not a curated record. Gene Ontology annotation, biological process: negative chemotaxis; axon guidance; neural crest cell migration. Bases 982 to 3702 code for a protein of 906 amino acids. Lineage: Eukaryota; Metazoa; Arthropoda; Insecta; Diptera; Ceratopogonidae. Gene Ontology annotation, molecular function: chemorepellent activity; semaphorin receptor binding. The transcript has 17 exons.